GAAUAUUUUUACAAACACAUUCGCUCUCACUUUCUUUCUGGAAGAGAAUUUGUUACUCCAAUCGCCACCAGCAUCAUAAAAUACAGUUACUCUCUUUCCAAGAUAACUAAGCUUGAAGAUAAAUCGGCUGCGCUGUUGAUUAUCUCUCCUUAUCCCGCAAGAUAUCCAUACCAGAGGUGUAGCUCAAAAUAUUUUCUCUCUUCCUCCAUCUCUACUAUCCCCCUCUAUAACCCUAAACCUCACAACAAUAUUUUACCAGAAGAAGAGGAACUUCAUCGACAUCAGAUUAGACAUCAAAUUAACUUCAUUAAACCUCAACAAGUUCAGCCUGUCCUGACAAUCAUUCCUUCUCGGCAGAGCUCAAUUUCUCAUAACACAUUUUCGAACAUACUUCACAACACAUUCUAUAUAUUUGAAGCCACACUUUUCCCAAGUUACAACAACACAUCACAUUUUAUUGAUCUAUUCAAUUAUUCAAUAUCUUUCUCGUCAAUAUAUCAACGAUAUUGAAGAUGGCGCCAAUUGUAGUGUUGACACCGCCUAAUAGCACCGAAACCAAGGCGAGCAACCUCGUGCCGGUGGCUCAUAACAUGAAUGAGUCCAGUGCGAGAGAUUCUCAAGAGUCAGGACAGAACUUAGAAUUCAGUUGCAAUAUCAACCUUGACAACAUCUCCCCGGUUGAGAACUGGAACGCAAAAAAGCGGAAACGCCAAGAUCUAGCAUGGAGCCACCGUAAAGCGAAUGUUCCAACAAAUGGGUAUGGAUUGACAAAGGAAGAAAUGAAAACAUACAGAGAGAGUUCGGACAAAUUUGAGAAUAUUCUGGCGGCCCACGCUGCUUCAGGUGUUAUUCCCUACGUAGUAGACUUUAAGAUAUCGCUUCAAGACUACACAAGAUUGCUCAGCGCUCGCGAUUCCAUCCGCGGAAAACUGCCAAUCGGCGACUCUCUUUUGGCUUCCCUCGAGUUUCUCGAGCGUUGGAUUCGUCUAACACCACCUGUCUUCACCAAACCACAGGAGGAUACAACGGCUGAUAAGUGGAUUGAUAAUAUGAAGGAACAAAACUUUAGGUUGAGAGAGAGCACGCAGUGGGGACCGCUCUUCAAAUUGUACGAACAAUGGAUCAUAGACGAGAAUGACUUCUACGCGCCCCGACAUGACUCACUUGACAGUCUUGAUUAUGAUUCUGAAUAGGAAUUCUGUAUCAUCCUUCGCAGCUUGGCUUUUACCAACGGAUUAAUCAUACAUAGCGGUAAUGAAUCCUACACACGAGAUGCCUGGUUAGAAACAGACAAGAGUUUGUGUAAUAUUGGUCGGUUGGAUAUAAUACAUUGCUUGAGGAAAGGCAAUCACGAAUUCUCGUCUAUCACUGUCAGAUAGAUGGAGAUGGCAACGCUCUUUUCAACCAUAAAUAAUUCGGACCGAGGCGGCUGGUCUACUGGGAGCCGACA
Molecule: messenger RNA, 1450 nt
Organism: Botrytis cinerea B05.10
Lineage: Eukaryota; Fungi; Ascomycota; Leotiomycetes; Helotiales; Sclerotiniaceae
Exons: 4
Coding region: 513-1193 (226 amino acids)
Source: RefSeq, a predicted model, not a curated record